GUAUUUAUCUUAGUGUGGAAUCCCCCUUGCCUCACUCGUGUUGAGGACGUUUUGCUUAUGAUUGCGAUGGAGUCACCGAGCCAGGUCUUACCCCAUCAAAUGACCACCCAGCCGAGCCCUACCCCCGGGCUUACUCCCAGCGGACACAACCCCCUGAAUUUGAUGAGCAAGCUACAGAAACCGGGGACAUACAGUUCUCCCCCUCCAGUCGCCUGCCACCCCGAAAACAAUGUGUGUAAAUUGAUCGAAUACCGAGGGGCAAAAGUUGCAGCAUUUAUGGUAGACGGCCGUGAGUUGAUAUGUCUACCCCAGGCUUUUGAACUUUUCCUCAAACACCUCGUCGGAGGACUCCACACAGUGUACACCAAACUCAAACGCCUGGACAUUACCCCCGUAGUGUGCAAUGUGGAGCAGGUUCGAAUCCUACGAGGACUUGGGGCGAUUCAACCAGGUGUUAACCGAUGCAAACUUAUCUCGUGCAAGGAGUUUGAUAUUUUAUAUGACGACUGUACGAAUUCAAGUGCGCGGCCCGGUCGGCCCCCUAAGAGGUCCCCGUCUAUUCAUGCUAGCCCUGAGACGAUAGAGAAACUGAAGAAGAGCCGUCUAGAUGGAAGUGACUACCAGUUCGACCCAAGGCUCUAUGGUCUUUCGUAUUUUCCAGGAGACAGGAAGUCCCUACUCAACGGCUUCCCACACCAUCCGUAUGCCAUGGGACCUCUUCCUUUCAUGCCCCUCACUCACCCUAUGAUGUCACCCCCAGUCUCCAUGGCAAUGGCUCAGCACCUAGGCCUAAGACCUGACGGAUCAAUCAUCAAAGACAGGUCAAGCUCAGAGUCGGAUCUCAUGUCGCCCAGAGGUCGCGAUGACGGUAUUGGCAAAUCCCCCUAUGACACUGACCGGAGUCAUCCCCGGAUGAUGGACAACGAUUCAAACAAACCACUCAACCUCCACGUCAAUGGGCACCUUAAAGAUGCUUAUAAAUCAGUCGGGCCCCUCAGAAGUGAUGAUGACGAUGACGACCCGGAUGAUGACAAAAUGUCAGAGGAUGACCGAGAUGACGAUUUGGACGACAGUGUUGACAUCAACGACUCUUUCCAUGCCCCGGGAGAGGUGGGAGAAAAGGUGGUGGGUGGGCAGCAUGGACACGCCCCUCAACUGUUGAACGGAGAAGCGACAGGGAUCUCAUCCAUUGAAACGCUCCUUCUCAACAUCCAAGGACUUCUCAAGGUCGCAGCAGAGAAUGCACGUCAUCACGAGAGACAGAUAACGCUGGAGAAAGCUGAGCUGAAGAUGGAGCUGUUGAGAGAGAAGGAAGCUCGUGAACAGACGGAGAAGCAGCUCAUGGACGAACAGAAGAACAGAGUGAUCCUGCAGAAGCGGCUGAAGAAGGAGAAGAAAGCCCGGAGGAGGAUUCAGGAACAGCUGGAGGUUCUGGCUCAACAAGGAGGUCAACCCGGAGUACCCCUCGACACGUGCAAGGCCCCAAAUAGCCCAGAGUCUACCAGAAAUAACGCAGAUUCAAUCGACCAAGACUCAGACGGCGAUAAACACAGCCAGUGUGACUCGGGAAAGAAGACACCAGAUCUCUCUGACGGUCGGUCAAAUCAUCGAGACAUCUUUGAAACCUUCCCACCACCCCAUACUCUGAGCAGCGCCCGCUUUCCCUACCUCCCAAUGGUGCAGAAUGAAGUCCAGUGAUCGUCACCAUAACAACAUAUCUAGUUGUCAUAGCGACAGGCUGUCACGUGACAGCCCGCCAUCUUGACUCCUCUGACACUGUCAGAGCAAUGUCUCAGAACUCAAGGUCUCAGAAAACGUAGAGGUCAUAGUUGACCUGGCUUCUGGAUCUGCAUGGAAGCUACCCUGUCUCUAAUGGUACUAGCCUCCCGUUUAGGGACGACUGUAACUACUAACUAAGGACUUAGAGUACCACAGCCCGACCUAGAUAGGAGGCGGACAUUGUACAUAUGCCUCCAAGAAGAAAUAUUGGCUUGAUCAUAUUGUUUAGAACGUGCAGCAAGCGCAAAACGUGGCAUACUCACGAACGGCAGAUUUGAUGCAAGGUCAAGGUCAGGAAGGCAGACAACUGAGCAGGCCAGCUGCACAAGCGUACGAGUUAGGUUAGAAGAGGGUUGUUCAUGUACGUACGACAUUAGAUUAGAUUUCACUACACUUGAGAUGUGUGCGCCCUUGGUGUGUGUGGUCUGUGUGUUGUACUUAUAAAACACUGGCGGAACAUUUGCCACUACUUAUGAUGGUUGUGACAAAUACAGCUCAAUCUCUAUAACAAUGAUGAAUGUCAAAACUUGGAUCUACCACACGUUAGAUGUAAUCUCAAACGCUUAGACGGAAGUGUUGCUUCAUAUUGGUAUAAAUGCAUAUAUUGUUGGUCUGCUAGAAUUGUAGGGCGUGUUCACAGUACAUGGUGCGACGCGACGGAACGGACUUCAAGUGGCACGAUCGCAUUCAAAAUUGCUUUCAGUUGGCGAUAUAUAUUUAAAUUAAAAUCCAGAAUACGUAUCAUAAUAUUCCUGGAAAAAAGUCAAAAUGAGUAAGUGUUGCGGCUAGAAUCAGAGUACUGAUACUAAUAUCAUGUCGUAUUAUGAUUAGCAACAUGGUGACAUAUUAUUGUUGAUAAAAUAAAGGCAAAAUGAAUACAAAACGAACACGCCGAUGUUUCGCGUAUCAUCGCGUCGCGUCGCACCUCAUUGUUAACGCUCUCUUGGUUACUGACAUGGUGUUCAUAUUGUUGUGUUUUCUGCAAUAUAAUUACAAAUGUUGGGUUUUUUAUAAUGCCUGUAUAAACCACUGACGUUACUAAGUCGGUUACUAAGAUUAUACCACAUUCUGUAUAUCGCAUACAACGUGCGCUACGGUGAGAAUUAUCGAAAGGUCAUCAGAGUCGCCAGUAUCUGAAUGCUGAAUAAUAAUUAAACAGAGCGUCGUGACUAAUUUAAUCAAAAAGGAAUCACCAAAAGCACAGUGUCCCCUAAAUGCAUAAUAUAUGCUACUCAACGUUUAUAGGGAUAGGAUAUAUUUCCUAUUGAUGAAAAACCUGUUACAAAGGAAAUGUGUAUGCGAAUGUCAUGAAGCAUCCAAUAUAAACGCCGACACGAAGGAUAUCGCUAUUAAAAGUUGAGUAGGAUAUAUAUACUGAACAAAAACAGUUAGGGAUCGUGAAUAUUUUUUGGGUUAUAUUUUUGUAGUGAAGACUUAGCACACAAUUUGUUAAAUAUAUCCCUAAAAAUAUUCAUGUUCACUCACUAUUUUUGCCGGUAUACUUGCAUACUAAUUGUUAAACGUUUAACAUAAGCCAGCUUUUACCAUGUUUUCAUAUUUAACUCUAAAAAAUAUUUUAUCACAGACACUAGAAACGUUUAGCUACACUAUGGUGCUCUCAUUGGUUCAACCAAAUAUCUAGUAUCUAGUAGACGGCCAAAGAUAGAGACUACUCAUAGUCAAUAGCGUUCUAAAUUUAGCUUUAAUUUUCAAAUUUAAGUGGCAUAAUUUUAGAUGGAAUUUGUUUUGCUUGGUGUUCAAGCUAAUGACAUUUUACAUUAGAUUAAAUGUCUCCAGCGUUCAUAAUGCAAUGUCAUCCCUAAAUCUAGUCGAUUAAAAACUGCCGAUUGCUGUACAUCAUUGAAUAAUUUACUUAUGGUAGAUUUCAUAUAGCUGGCGUAGGUAUAAAAGCUCAUAUUCAUGAUAGUCAGGAAAGGCGAAACAAAAAAAUAAACUGUGGGCGUGAUGCUUUUAGAUUCGGGCAUAAGUACUUUUAAUGACACAUUUAAAAACAUGACGUUACAUACCCGGAUGUUAUCCAGUCACCAUUGAGAUCGUGCUGAAAAACACAUGGUAACUAAGCCACGAAAACAUCCAAUCAAAACCACCCAACCCCCACACGACACCCAACCCCAACCCCCAACCCCUACCCCCCCCCCCAUACCUACGCCCACCCCACCCUCAUAAUCAUGUCUUUUCUUUAAAAUGUGAAAACAAAUAUCAUUCACAAAUUGCCCGAGAAACGUUUCUUGAAUUUUCCGAGCCAAAUCUUACACUAAAUAUCUUUUCAAGUAUUCUAAAAGAAGUAUUAUAACUUUUAACACGAUAUUAUGUAAUAUAUUCCGAAGCUUAUAACUGUGCAUAAUAAUUGUAGCAACAAUUAAGUGGUUUUUUUCUGAAUUAUUAGAUUUAUGUAUUGAAAGUUCAUUUGAUAAGGGUUUCGUCAAACGUCCAUUGAAAAAUAUGCCAAGGUUAAGUACGUUUGCAGUACGAACAGUGCGAAGAUUGCCUGCCUCUUUCACGGUGCCCGGAUGACAAAGAUCGAUGAAGGGAAAUGCUUCACGCUUGGGUGCACACCGAGCUCCAAUAAUGAGCUAUUCCCAAUAUGGGUAUUGACAUGAAACAUUAUCCGUAAUUACUACCUCUUCAACUUGUUGAUUAAGGAUUCAUUUCAACGGAUCUACUUAUUACUGCCGAAAUCUAUGAGAUAUGGUUUAUUCGAUAAAGCAUCACAUUAUAUAUGAAGUAUUAUUGUCCUUGAGCUAUGAUAAAUAUAUCAUUUGUUUUUAUAAUAUUUUUCAUUUUUCAUAUCAUUCUUGUUUCGGUCUCGUCCUAUCGUGUUCAGAUUUUGAUGACGUAAUUUAGUGACGUCAUUGUAAUGGCGAAACUAGAUAAUAUACAUGUUAGUGAAAAAUGACUAACAAAUGUGAGAUUCAUUUUCACCAUUUCUCCACCCAAAUGUGAUGGAUAAUAACUCGUUUGAAUGUGAAUAUUUUGAUAACGUAUAUAUUUGUAUGACGAUGUAUCACCAGCGAACAUUUUGUCGCCAUAUUUCCCCCAUCUACUAAUGAUUUAGUUGUAGUCAUUGUUAUUUAGAUUUUAUCUAAAUCAGUUUCAAUUUUGCCACUGUUUGAUUAUUUUCAUAAAUUAAUCUUAAAUUAUGAAAUAGAACGUGCCAUCUUUUGUGCCAUGUACAUCAUUUUAAUCAAAUUGAUAAAUUUGCCAUUCUCGGAAGCUGCAAAAUUGGUCAGAUCUUUAAAAUCAAUGGUUUGGUGGAAACUCUGUUGUCUGAAGACUUGGUCUAACAUAGAAAUUUCCUUCUGCGCAUGUGUAACGGAAAUGAUGUCAUUUUACCCUCGGGUUAAACAGUGUAUUGCUAUGCGUCCUAGUGGCCUGUAUAUUUUGUGUCACUUUUGCAAUAUUUCGUGGAGACAUUCCUAUUUUGUCAUCAAUAAAAAUGUAAAAUAUCUGCA
Molecule: messenger RNA, 5252 nt
Organism: Haliotis rufescens (red abalone)
Lineage: Eukaryota; Metazoa; Mollusca; Gastropoda; Lepetellida; Haliotidae
Product: dachshund homolog 1-like
Exons: 10
Coding region: 58-1698 (546 amino acids)
Source: RefSeq, a predicted model, not a curated record